Molecule: messenger RNA, 2533 nt
Organism: Nilaparvata lugens (brown planthopper)
Lineage: Eukaryota; Metazoa; Arthropoda; Insecta; Hemiptera; Delphacidae
Gene: DNApol-alpha73
Product: DNA polymerase alpha subunit B
Exons: 11
Coding region: 493-2238 (581 amino acids)
Biological process (GO): DNA replication initiation; DNA replication
Cellular component (GO): alpha DNA polymerase:primase complex
Molecular function (GO): DNA binding
Source: RefSeq, a predicted model, not a curated record
UAUACGGUGACGCUUAGUCAAACUCUAUACAACACAAACAUACAUUUUUGCUCUAGGAUGCAGGCAUUCUAAUUUUUGAUAUAAUUGAAACAUUUUAAAAAUAUCAGCACAAUAUUAUUCUUAUUUGAAAGCAACAACUCAACUAUGUAACCUCUUAUCACUUUCCAAGGUUCCAUUAUCUUCCAGAUCAAGUCUAUACUCACAAAGUUUGGCUGUACGCCAGCUUAUGAGUUUUGAAGAUGCGAUAUUAUGAUUUUCUAAAACGGUCAUAAUAUUUCUUCUUUCUUAAAUUUCAUUCUGUUUCUUUCUUCUUUUGAGUUUGGAAUUGGAAUUUUAGGCGCCAUCCGCGUCAUUAGUGAUGUGAUAAACCGGUAUUCCUUUGUCUCCUGCAUUUAAAGAUUUGUCAAAGUUUUUGUUUUUGUCUAGUCUUAUUUAAAACUGCUUAGUGUAAAGUAUAAAUUUAAUAGAAGAAUGAAAAGAAACUAGUCAACCAUGAACAUACGUGAAGAAGUUCAAAACCAGUUUAACGAACUCUGUAUAACUCCCUCCGAUGACGUUCUUGACAAAUGCAGUGAAAUUUGUAUCCUGAACAACGUAGAUCCAGAGGAGUUUGUUGAAACAUGGAUGGCCUACAGUCUGACGCACUUGAACGGUGCCGAGCCCACCCUAGAUGCCAUUCAAAAAAUGCACAAGAAAGAAUUUGCAGAACGCAAAGUCAAAAUUGAAAGUCCCAAACACGAGGAAGAGGAAUUGAACAUCUACACCACUCCCAAGUCCAACAAUGUACUUGGAGCAGAUAACAGCACCACACCAAAGAGUGUGAAAACUAAGACCAUCAAUCGAAGUAUUGGAUUUUCUCAGAGUCCAAGAACUGCUUUCACACCAGCGAGCUACUCUCCCGACGUCGGCAAGCCAUGCACCAACUACGAAGGAAGAACCAACUCCGGCCAGAGUGUGCUGACGCACGGCGAAAAGCGAGACGUGAGGCAGCAGUCGCCAUCUUUGAUAUCUUUGAAAGUGUGGACGCCGGCUGAUGGCGGGGGAGAUGUAGAUCAGCUGAUCACAUGUCUCGAUCAUCGACUUAUGAUGGAGAAUGUCUCUGUGAAGGGAGACAUUUGGAGUGACCGCAUUGACACCAUCGGCAGACUCAUCUGUGAGCAGAGCAAACUCGGCGAACCCACACAGUACACACAAUCCUCUUCGGAUAAAUUGACGACGUACGGGCGGAUAGUGAGCGCGGAGGGUCGCCUGCAGAUGAAGUCAGUGCAGCUGGAGUCGAGUGAGCCACUCAGUCGCGGUCGCAAACUAGAACUCAUCAUGCAUGAACUCACCGCUGCCCCAGUCAACCCCUGCACUGGCCUCUUUCCCGGACAGGUGGUUGCAGUUCAAGGCACUUGUCCAAUGUCGGGCAAAAUGGCUGUACAGAGUAUUAGUUCACCCGCGCCUCCCGCUCUCCCCCCGGUACCCACUCUAACAGGGCCAUUGAAAAUAGCUGUAGCAGCCGCACCCUUCACACAGGCCGAUAAUUUGCUCUACCAGCCUCUGGAAGAUUUCGUCAAAUACCUGAAAAACAAUGAUCCGCAUGUUGCAAUUAUAAUUGGUCCAAUAGCUGAUGCUGCACAUUCAAUGGUAGCGGAUGUGUCGAUUGCUGAGACCUUUUCUGAGUUCCAUGACGAAAUUCUGAAAGGAAUCGUUGCGGAAUUGACCGAGUGCAAAACACAGUUGGUUUAUGUGGUUAGUGCGAGAGAUGCGGCCCAAACUCCGAUCUACCCGACGAUUCCAAUCACUGACAAAAUUCAGGGUCUGACAAUGGUCUCCGAUCCGAGCAUUUUGAAUAUCAGCGGUCUGAUAGUCGGUAUAUCAUCCACCGAUGUUCUCAUGCAUCUCAGCAAAGAAGAACUCGCAUUAUCAGGCCAUGGAGACCGACUUGGCAGACUGGCCAGUCACCUGAUUACGCAGCACAAUUUCUACCCACUGUAUCCACCCAAUGAAGAAGUCGCCAUUGACUCGAGUCUGUGGGAGACCCAAUCGGGUAUGCCCAUUUCUCCCCACAUUUUAGUUUUGCCAUCUGAUUUGCGCUACUUCAUCAAGAAUGUCGGACCCAGUGUUGUGGUAAACCCGGAGCGUUUAGCCAAAGGUCAAGCAGGUGGAUCAUUUGCAAUGCUUGAAAUUUACCCGUCAGAAAACUCCGACUGGUCACCAAGUACUCACAUUCAUGGAGAAAUAUUGAAGAUUUAAGUUUUAUUUCAAUCUAAGGUCCAACAAUUUUUGAAACUUGUUUCUUACUUUAAACACAGUGGAAUGUUGUAGAGCUAGUGCAUAAUGAAAUACUUUUGCCUACAAUAUGUGUGUAUUACUAUAAAAACAUAUAUAAUAAUUGUGUUUUAAUUGAUAAAUUCUGCAGUAGAUAAUGUGAUGACAGUAUUUCCUAUCGCCCAUUUGUAAUUCAUUUGAUUACAUAUUUUAAUUAUUAUUGUAAUAGGUUAGGUAAGAAUCAAUCAUAAAUUUAUAAUAUUGGUUUGUUCCUCAACUA